AUGGAGCUACCGAGUCCUCCUCCGACCCAUUUAACGUCGAAUCUCGAGUCUCUACUAGCUGAAACACGUGCGCAUUUGCUUCAUAAAGAACCUGAUCGUGCUCGUGCCAGUUUUCUUCGUCUUCCCGAUCUCGAAUCACGUCGUAAAUCGUAUUUAGAAGCGACCUUACGAGAUUUUUAUGCUGCUGGAUUAUUUGAGAUUCCCGUGGUAUUGACGUUCUUAGAAGCAUUGCCCAGUUGGCAUUGGACAUUGGAUGGCUGUGCAGUGCUGUAUAACGUGAGUUCGGCUUUAAGAGCAUCCAGUACCGGCGUCGAAGGCGGUGGAAACGCUCUAAGAGCACUUGAAGCUCGUCAACUCAAAUAUCCACUAUUGCCAUUGGCCUUUUUCCUGUUAAAAGUGAUGAGCCAUUUGGAAGACAGUGCUCGUGUACGAGCAGAGAGUUAUUGGUAUGCAUGGGUAAGUCCGACACUACGUGCUGUAGCUAGUGGACAACCUGUAGAGCUCAAGAUUUUGUCAAGAACAGGACGAAGUGAAUAUCAACAAGGAAAUCCAAACAAAGAAGAAUUAUUGUAUGCUCCUGGUAAUGCUGGUACAUUUGAUAAUGAUCGGCGUCAUGUUUUGUGUUGGGUGGGAGAAGAGGAAGAGAAUGAAGGACCAAUUUGGCCGGAAGAAAAAGAUCGAACCAAAGCCCAAUGGCGAUUGAUUCCCUCGGAUGUCAAUUGUGAUACAUUUUUGAUCCAAAGUGUCUUGUUUGAAGAAUAUAUGUAUGCUGCUGAUUACGCAAAAUUUAAAAAAGAUAAAAGAGGCAAAACAAGAAGUCGAGUGUUUACGUGGAGAAAAACAAAAGAAGCUCCUGGACCAGCGGGAAAGUGGCAACUUGUGGCGUUGACUGGCAACGAAAGAGAUGUGUUUGCAUUGUAUAAUCCAUACCAGCGUGAGUUUUUGUAUGCACCGACAGCAGAUUUAAUGGACAGUAAAAGACGUCAUGUAUUGACGCGAGUAGCGCCAGAUGGAGCUCGUGAAGCAUCCAGCACAGAAGGUGGGCCGAUGUGGUGUGCUUGGCGUAUUACGCCAGCACAACAAUCUUCGAUGGAAAAAGGAGUGGAAGCGUUUUUCGCCAAGCAGUAUCCUUUAGCAGUCGAGCAACUCACUCUAGCAGCCAAUGAUUUGCCGGACAAUACAGAACACGUUAAGUGUUUUGCCUACCGGAUGACGGCAAAUUUACGUCUUCGAAGAUUUGACUUGGUGGCUACCGAUUUUCAGGCGAUUCAAGCACUUGGUGGUGAUAAAGCUGCAAUCUUUCACGGCCUUGCACAUUUAUGGGAGGAGAACGCAAGCUAUCUCGCGGCCAUGGCAAACUCGUCGUCCGACCUUCAAGUUCAGGCAAUUGAGAUCUCGACGUCGACUCAAAAUCCGUUCUUCAUGCGCCACCAGCUUUCUAAAGGUGAUGAUUUCUUUGUUCGCCGCGAUUUUCAGGCCGCAAUUAUGUGUUACCAAGAAGCUGCAACGUGCAGCCCGAGCAUUGUUUCGUCGUCAUCCGAAGGAAAUAGUCUGGAGGAUGCUGAGACGACACGCCAGCGAGUUCGUGCCUAUGUAUCAUGCGCAAAAUGCUUUUUCGCGCUGGAUGAAACCGAAAAUGCGUGGCAAUACUUGAAUAUAGCCCAUGAUAUUGCUGGUGUGUCUGUCGAGGGUGAGGCUGCUAUUCUGCUCUGGAAAGGUAAGUGUCGUCGAGCCCAUAAAGCUUACGAUGAAGCUUUGCAAUUGCUCGAACGAGCUUUUGACCGUGCGAGUGCGGCAUCAGCAGCUUCUGCGUGCAUGUCAUUGUCAACAGCUGGUACACCUAUGACUGCUGCAGCAUUAAAGCGGUCCAUUCUUAUGGAAAUGAAGGUGGUGGGGCUUUUGCGCCAAGGAGUUUACGAUACUUUGCUUUCUGUCAACGAGGAUGAACAAGUCAUUGAGUCAAAUGGUGCUCAUGGUGCUCAUGAAGAGGACGGUUUAAGAACCAGUAAAGACGCCGAGAAGACGCUGACGGAAAUGAUGGAGAUGUUUCAUUGCCCAUUGAGCUUGGAGCUGAUGAACGAUCCAGUCACAACACCAGACGGCAACACAUAUGAACGCUCUAUGAUCGAGCAGCACCUUGAAGUCAAUGGAUGCUUUGAUCCCUUGACGCGUGCUCCACUGACCAAGUCACAGCUCCAUACAAAUCGUGCACUGAAGCAGCUUAUGGAGACGCUACUGAGCGAUCAUCGCUUAGGAUUGCUCCUUGCGUCGUGUUCGACCUAA
Messenger RNA from Peronospora farinosa, 2283 nucleotides. Lineage: Eukaryota; Oomycota; Peronosporomycetes; Peronosporales; Peronosporaceae. The record is from the annotation of a GenBank genome assembly.